UCUCUGAGACAGACCGAGCUGCUGUCAGUCGACUGUCUUCCUCUUCAUCGUCUUCACCCCCCCGGGCAGUUUCCCUCUUGAAUUUGCUCAUCGCUGGUGCCAACACUUUAAAUCCUCAGCAUGCACGGGCUGGCGGCGUGGAGCUGGUUGUUGCUCUGCUGUGGAGCAGCAGGCGUGUCCGGCCUGAGGAGAGAGUACUUCCUCAGGAUCGAGGAGGUGUCGUGGAACUACGCCCCGAGCGGGAUGAACAUCAUUCAGAACCGCACCCUGGACGAGGACGAAGAAGCCUCUGUUUUCCUAAAGCGAGGCCCCCAGCGGAUCGGCCCCACCUAUAAGAAGGCUGUUUAUAAGCACUACAGCGACGCCACCUACAGGAUAGAGGUGGUAAAGCCGGACUGGCUGGGCUACCUGGGACCUCUGCUGAUGGCCGAGGAGGGAGACACAGUGACAGUCCACCUGAAGAACGCUGCGUCCAGACCUUACAGCAUCCACCCACAUGGACUGAACUACAGCAAGGGCAACGAGGGAGCCCUCUACCCAGAUGGCACAAGUCCAGAGCUGAAGCGGGACGACUCUGUGGCUCCUGGUGCAUCCAUGACCUACGAGUGGACCCUCCCGGAAAUCCACAGCCCGACUAGUGACGACAGCAGCUGUCUGACCAGAUUCUACCACUCUCAUGUCAGCGCUCCAAAGGACAUCAACUCAGGACUUAUAGGACCACUCAUUAUCUGUAAAAGAGGAACCCUGGACUUACAUGGUGACAAGUCCGGCGACUACCUGUACGCUCUGCUGUUCAUGGUGUCGGACGAGAACUUCAGCUGGUACCUGGACGAGAACAUCAACAGGUACAUCACCAAUCCAGCCACCAACCUGAAGGAGGACGAAGACUUCAUAGAAAGCAACAAGAUGCACGGUAUAAACGGCUUUCUGUAUGGUAACUUGCCUGGACUGAGUAUGUGUCAAGGCAACACAAUCCACUGGCAUUUGUUUGGAUUAGGGAACGAGGUGGACAUGCACUCAGUCCAUUUCCACGGGCAGAUCCUGACCACUCAGUACCAGCACACAGACACCAUCAGUCUGUUCCCAGGCCUCAGCUCCAUGGCCCAGAUGACCGCAGAUAACCCCGGGCACUGGCUGCUGACGUGCACGGUCAACGACCAUCUGAUGGCUGGAAUGCAGGCGAUCUUUGAAAUCAAGAAGUGUUUCCCCAACGUCCACAAGCCCCGGCCUCAUGGUGAACUCAGACAGUUCUUCAUCGCUGCUGAAGAGGAGGUCUGGGACUAUGCUCCUGUAACACCCACUGAAGGUGAGGCAGACAGUUUUGUAACCAGAGGUCCAAACCGCAUCGGAAGCCGCUACAAGAAGGUUCACUACGUGGAAUACACUGACAACACCUUCCUCACCAAGAUGCUACGCAGCCCAGAGGAGAAACACCUCGGAAUUCUGGGUCCGGUGCUACGAGCUGAAGAGCGGGACACCAUCAAUGUGGUGUUCAAGAACAAAGCCAGCCGGCCGUACUCCAUACAGGCGCACGGUGUUCAGUACGACGUGGAGCAGGACGGGACGCUCUAUUUCAAUGAACCUGAAGAGACUCACACAGCCAAGAAACUACGGGAGCUGAAGAGGGAACCAAGAGUAGUGACUCCUCUACCAGCGGCUCUGGUCAAACCUGGGACGAUGCACACCUACGAGUGGACGGUGCCGGUUGGUGCUGGUCCGGUGAGUGGGGAGGCCGACUGUCUCACGUACCUCUACUACUCUGCAGUGGACCCUGUUAAAGACACCAACUCUGGACUGGUGGGACCCCUCCUCAUCUGUGGACAAGGAAAACUGAAGAAAGGAGUACAGAAAAACUUUAAUAAGGAGUUCCACCUCAUGGCAACGGUGUUCGACGAGAACCUGAGCUGGUACCUGGACGAAAACAUCAACGCCUACGCCACUGCUGCCAGCACUGUAAACAAGGAGGAUGAGGGCUUCAUGGAGAGCAACAAGAUGCACUCCAUCAAUGGGUUUGUGUACAGGAACCUCCCCGGCCUGACCAUGUGCAAGGGGGACAAAGUAACGUGGCACCUGUCGGGACUCGGCUCGGAGACGGACAUCAACAGCCUUCACUUCCAGGGAAACCGCUUCAUCUAUCGCCAGAACAGACGAGACACCAUCAGCGUUUUCCCUCACAUCUCGCACACGGUCACGAUGGAGCCAGACAGCAUGGGUCAGUUUGAAGUGGUGUCUCCGACAGUGAUGCAUUAUCGAGGCGGCAUGAGAGCCAACUACACAGUCAGGAAGUGCACCAUCUUUUCGCGGCAGAGCGAGGUCAUGCUCCACUCGAAAACAUACUACGUCGCCGCCAUAGAAAUAGACUGGGACUAUGCUCCCAACCGCACCUGGGAGGCCGAGAUGUUCCGAGGUCAAGACAGUCCGGCUCCUGUCUUCCUGGACAAGCAGGGGGGCUUCAUCGGCUCCAGGUACAAGAAGGUGGUGUACCGCCAGUUCACCAACAGCAAAUUUACCAAGCAAGUGGAGAGACUGGCCGAUAUGGAACACCUGGGAAUUAUGGGGCCGAUGAUACACGCUGAUGUUGGGGACAAGGUGUCUGUGGUUUUCAAGAACAUGGCGUCCAGACCUUAUUCUAUUCACGCCAGUGGAGUCAAGACAGAGGUCCCUGAGGUCCACCCCACCCCACCAGGUGAGACUCACACCUACAACUGGUACGUUACAAAGAACACAGGACCAACCCCUCAGCAGGAGGAUUGUUCUGUGUCGGCAUACUACUCCACUGUGGAUGUUGUCAAGGAUAUGUACAGCGGGCUGAUUGGUUCGCUGGUGAUUUGUCGCCGUAGCUUCGCUAGGAGUCUGGGACUAAAGAAAGAGGUGGAAGAGUUCGCUCUGCUUUUCCUGAUUUUUGACGAGAAUGAAAGCUGGUAUCUGGAUGAGAACAUCAGGACCCAGAUCAGAAGCCCUCGCCCAAACUUAAAGGACGAUGAAACUUUCAUUGAGAGCAACAAGAUGCACGCCAUUAAUGGUUUCAUGUACGGUAACCUGAAUGGUCUGACCAUGGAGGUGGGGGAUAAGGUGUACUGGUACCUGAUAGGAAUGGGCAGUGAGGUGGACAUACACACAGCACACUGGCACGGACACAGUGUGCAAUAUAAGCUCGGCGGAGAUUCUCACAACACGGAUGUGUACGAUCUGUUUCCAGCAACAUUCCAGACGGUGAAGAUGCGUCCUCAGUUUCCUGGCACUUGGCUUCUCCACUGUCACGUCAAUGAUCACAUUAAAGGUGGCAUGGAGGCCAUGUACACUGUGACUGAGAAAGCGAAGGAGAAGGGAUUCUUUGGCUGGACGGGUCGAGGAAAAUAAAUCCAUAUUGAAAAAAACAUGUAACAUAUAAUAAAACACAUGUAUAAAUUCA
Messenger RNA from Platichthys flesus (European flounder), 3412 nucleotides. RefSeq names its product ceruloplasmin (gene cp). The record is from RefSeq and is a predicted model, not a curated record. Gene Ontology annotation, molecular function: oxidoreductase activity; copper ion binding. Gene Ontology annotation, biological process: iron ion transport. Gene Ontology annotation, cellular component: plasma membrane. The transcript is spliced from 24 exons. NCBI's taxonomy places the organism in Eukaryota, Metazoa, Chordata, Actinopteri, Pleuronectiformes, Pleuronectidae. The coding region runs from base 121 to 3360 and encodes 1079 amino acids.